AUGGUCCUCUUUAUUUAUAUAUUUUUAUAUUUUUUAACUCUAAAUUUGUUAGAAGGAUAUUAUAGAAAAAACCUUGUGUUAGUACAAACAGUUUUUAGGCAUGGUGAAAGAGCUCCAUUAAAAACUUAUCCAAAUGAUCCAUAUAAAAAUCAUGAAUGGGGUGUUCCAUUAGGAACUUUAACAAAAGCUGGUGUUCAACAACUUGUAAGAUUAGGUAAAAAUUUAAGAAGAAGAUAUAUUUAUAAGUACAAACUUAUUAGUAGAAGCUACAAAGCAAAAGAGAUACAAAUACGAAGUACACAAAAAAAUAGAACUAUCGAAAGUGCUUAUGCUUUUUUGAAAGGUUUCUACAAUACUAAACAUGCCAGAGAAUUACCAAUUUCAACUGAUUUCUUUGGUAUUGAUAUACCAUAUAUGGGUGGUGUAACAUGUAAAAAUUAUGAUAUAAUGAUUAAAAGUAUAAAAGCAUCAUAUGAAGAUACAUUUUAUUCUAAAAAUAAACAAUUUAUAGAUGUUUUGUCAAAAAAAACGGGUAUUAAAAAUAUGAAAAUGGAUAAUGUUACUUUGGUGUAUGAUACAAUAUACAUUCAAAAUAAACUUAAUUUACCAAAACCAAAAUGGUUAUCAAAAAAAGAAUUUGGAUUGUUAAAAUAUUUAACAUAUCAAGUAUACAGACUCCAAGAUGGAGCACGUUGCUUUAAUUUACCUGAAAAUUUAAAUUUAAUGAAAAUUAAUGAGGGACCACUUUUAAAAACAAUGUUAAAUAAUUUUGAAAUAAAAAAAAAUCGUUUUAAAAGAAAUAAGAAAACUUUAAAUAAAAAAUAUCCUUAUACAAAAUUUAAAGAUUCAAUGAAAUAUGUUGCUAUUGCAGCUCAUGACUAUACACUUGCAAAUCUUUUUGUAAUUAUAUUUAAAGAAGAAUUUAUAAGAAGUAAAAAAUUACAUUUUCAAUUUACAGCAUCACUAAUCAUGGAGUUAUAUUUAAAUCAAAACUAUCAAUAUGAAAUAAAGAUUCUUCUUAGUGCAAAAGAAGGAAGAAGAUUAGUUGACUUAACACAUAAAGCUAUAGGAUGUAAUAAUUCAAAACGAUGUUUAUUUAAUGAUUUUAAAAAUGCUAUGAAAAAUAGAGUUCCAAAAGAUAUAAAACAAGAAUGUUUUUCAUCUUAA
Molecule: messenger RNA, 1167 nt
Organism: Strongyloides ratti
Lineage: Eukaryota; Metazoa; Nematoda; Chromadorea; Rhabditida; Strongyloididae
Product: Histidine phosphatase superfamily,clade-2-containing protein
Exons: 3
Coding region: 1-1167 (388 amino acids)
Biological process (GO): dephosphorylation
Molecular function (GO): phosphatase activity
Source: RefSeq, a predicted model, not a curated record